Messenger RNA from Spodoptera littoralis (African cotton leafworm), 4297 nucleotides. Lineage: Eukaryota; Metazoa; Arthropoda; Insecta; Lepidoptera; Noctuidae. The record is from the annotation of a GenBank genome assembly.
CUCGAGUGCAAUACCACAUGUCCGCAGAUGAGUCGCACAGGUGCUCUCUGCAUCCACUCGCCAUUUAUCCGACACUCGCGGUACCGGCGAGUCACCUCGCGUGCGCACUCCCCGGGAACACGUGCUUGCGAAACAAUCGAUACAAAAAAAUCGACUAAAGACUCUCUCAAAUAGUUUUGAUAGAACAUCCUUAAAUUUUAUCGAAUGUCGCGCGCCAAAAUUACAAAUUUAAAAAUAGAGUUAGAUUGAAGUGGUCUAUGGAAAAUAUAAAUAAACAGUGGACUUUGUCAAUGUGAACAGAUCUUAAUUUGAUAUUAUUAUCAUAAGUAAACAUCACCAUGUAUUGUUCCUGUAUUUAAGUGUUCACACGGUCUUCGGAACAACGAGUCGAUAGAGUGCUCAUCACCAUUCCUAGCGAGAUGAAAGCAUAAGGUGCUACUAGCGAUGCGGAUGGCGGGAGGUGACGAGGAUGGUGGCGGCGGGGGGUAGGAUGGCCGCCACGCUGCUGCUGGUGGUGGUGCUGGAGCUGGUCUCCGCUGCGGCCGUGACCGGCGCGCGCCUCGGGGAACUCGCGCGCCGAGACACCGGUGACAUCUUCACUAUUACCGAAAAUGAGUGCAGCGCUGCGUUAUGCGCAGAGCAUGGAGCAGGCGCGCGCGCCACGGAAGCGGGCGGCGAGUGCGCAUGCGCGUGCCCGCAGCGCGCGCCACUCUUUCGAGAGGACAGGGAACUAUGCGUUGAUGAUCUGCCAGAAUGUUCGCUAGCUACGUUUGGGACCGGCAGCGCUGUACAACGGAUACCGUUUGUAUAUCUGCCGCUAAAAGGACAGAUUAUACACCCCUCCAGGGAGAUCACUUUCCAAAAUGUCAAAACACCAAUAUGUGCUGUAUCAGGCGCUCAAUUUCUCACACGGAAAGGUUUCCUCGAUCUGCGAAACACUUUGGAUGCUGAUGUCCCCUUCAAUCUAUUCCGUGACGAAGGCAGAACAUUUCUACAAUGGAGCGGAGAGAACGACGUGCGUGCAAGAAUGACCGGACGAGUAAUGGUGGUUCGAUUGCUGUGUCGCGAUGUCGCCGCCACUCCCACGUCGCCACUUGAUUUGCGAGGAGUGUUCACACCAUGUGUUGCAUUUAGGGUGCAAGGAACUCCACCUAAACCAUACUCUAAUAUAACAGAAGUCCAAUUCGCACCAAACGCACAAACAGCAGGGGCUUCUAGCUCUAAUGGCCUCACAGUGUCAGAAUAUGUCGCCAUAGGCAUCAGUUCCUUACUUCUCGGUCUCAUCUACGUUGCAUCUGUUUUCCUAUUCCUACACAUUCGAAAACGUCGCAAGGCAAUGUCAGAUGAAGACGGCAAUAGAAGACUAAAAGGACUCAUUAAGAAAGAUGGCUCCAUAAUCACUGAAAGAGAUAUCGUUAGGGUAAACAAUGAACGAAUUCAAAACCUACCAAAUACAAUGGGUCAAGAUGACGGGAUAAUUAAGAAAAAUCCAUUGUUGAAUAUCAGUCGACAACUCCACGACAAUAAGAACUUUCCUAGUGAUUCAGGAAGUAAUAUAUCUGAUUCAGACGAUUUCGGGGAUAGUGCACGGAGUGAUGAUAAUUUGUAUACUAAUCAAACUACUUCAGCAGUGAUACAUCAACAUUAUGGCGAUUUCAAAACAAAUAAAAACGAUAAUUCAGAAGUAAGUCAUCGCGAUGAGUCGGGAAUUGAGAGACUUCCAGAUGAACAUGUGUCUAUUGUAGAAACACAAGACGAUCGGGAAAUAGCACGACCAGUUGGCACAACACGAAGGAAAUUGUACUUUAAUCCUGCUUACUUUGAACCACAGUUAAUGGCGGAACCCCCAGCUGCAGCAUUAGAAUUUUUGGUCAAGAUUAGAGAAGUGAUCGCAAUAGCAAAGCACAAAAUGGCAGCCAAAAGAUUUCAACCAAUUUUAAACCAAAUACCAGAAGAAGAAACUAUCCCUUCGAAUGGAAAUAGUAUUGACAUUUAUCAAGGAAUGGGGAGCCAAAGAAGUGGUAGUGUAAUAGAUGACGACAGUGAUAUCCAACAAAUAGCGAAGUACAAUAUCCCAGCUUGUGUUAACUGUCUCAGCAACAAAGGAGAUAAGCAAAAUAGUAUACGAAAGUGGUUGGAAAACAUUCCCACGGCGAAACAACAUGCGUACAACGACUUUUUGCCCACAAAUCAAAACAGUUUAGCCGAAUCACUUUUAUCCCUUCCUGUCAGUGAAAGUCGCAGGAAAGUGAGAAAACAAAACAGUUUUUCAAGUUCAAAUUCAAUGUAUUUGGCAGAUAACUUUUCAGUACCCAAAAAAUCAUCAACAUUAUCUGUUAGAUCAGAACCUGCGUUACGAAAUUAUAAUUUACCGCUGCCUGAUUUUGAAAACGCGGACCAUCAACGCAUUGACUUCAAUUUGUAUUGUCAAACUGUUGCACGUGUGGAUGAUAUUAGACCUGUUGGUCUAAAUGAUUAUCGUUCUUUGAACCAUAGAAAUGGCAUAGGUCAUCCAAGAAUAAGCAAGCCUUUUACUAAUAAAAAUGUUCUUCCUGAUAUGGUAAACGAAGCCAUUGCUCUCGAUCACUGUACAAAAUCCUACAACCAGAGUAGUUCUGAUGAAGAAAGAAUAAGUAACAUUAAAAAGCCCACAAUUCCGAUUUCUAAUCAAUACUCGAGAACUGCAUCUGAGAGUCCGUGUGGUAACGAUUAUGAAACAGACAGUUUGGAAAGAAGUACUAAUAAGAAGGCUUUAUCUACUACAGAUUAUACUGAUAUACCGUCAUCACAGGCCAGUCCAAGCUUAAGUAAUGCUUUACCCUUAGAAGAAGAACUUACAAUGAGGAAUGCUAUAUACAAAAUUAAUUCAAGCAGUAAUAGUAAUACGCCUUCACCACAUCGAGAUGUUUGUAUUGACCAAAAUCAUUACGAAACAAUAGAGAAGACUCAACCUCCUCCUUUCGAAACACCUAAAGCUAGUUUAGUCAGUGAAGUUUAUGUUAAUAACACCUAUAACUUUGGAAGCGCUCCAACAUCACCCAGUGGAUCAGAUUGUUCCAUGGGUAGUCGAAAGUUAGUAACUACAAUUAAUGAUACAGAAUUAAAGCCUGGCUGUUUAACUAUUGAAGUAAAAGAUCCUCCAGAAAAUUACAUCAAAAUACAUGAAUCGGACGGUUUUGAACCAGAUACUUUAGACAGAAAACAUCCCAAACACAAGGAAGUUGGUGAUCAGUUCAGUAGGAAAGAUCUUAUCAAAAAUAUUGACGAGAAGGAAAGUUCUCCGGUUCAACAACGCAUACAGCUCAGAAGUAGUGGCACUUUCCAGAAGACAAGCGAUAAGGUAGAUUAUUCGCCAAAAUUCAACAGUCUUAGACAUGAGUACGAGCAACGUAAAAACGUUUAUGAACGUCCUAAGUUGACUGCAGGUAUUUAUAGUGGUUCAAAAAGUCUUGAGGAUACAACAAGUGAGACUUGGCAUGACGCCGAGGAAUGGACAACUGAAGAGGGUCGAAUACUGACGCUAGAAUUGAGGCACUCUAAAAGACAAAGACAAUGCACGCCUCCUACGAUAAAGCAACUCAAAAAUCUGGCACGACCCGAUGUUUUACCACCAUUACCGCCUACAGACGAUGACCCAAUUUAUGAGCAACCAAUAUUUCCGCCUAGAAAAGUUGAGACGGAUUUGGAAACAAUUAACGAAAUUAAUCCAAAAAACGUGACUGGCAGAAGCCUCAGUCCGAGGAUAUUUACGAAGAGUAUGACUACUGACUCGACGCACGAUAGUUCCAUAUCACCAGAAUCACAUUAUGGAGCUUCCUGCAGUCCAAUGAGAGCUUCUGUCCAGUCACAAUCCUCGGAGUAUGAAAACAUGGAGUCCAUUAGUGGGACUGUUAGAAAAACGGACAUGAACAGAAAUGUGAUUCGAAAGCGGUCGGGUAGAAGUUGUAAUAUAAAUACUGAUACUUUUGUUAAAGGACCAAAGGUGGAAGGACAUAAGACUCGUUUUAGAAGGAAGAAAGGCUCUAAUAUACAGGACUCUGGUUACUUAAGCAGUGACUCAACUUCUUCAAGGCAAAUGCCUAGGAAAUUAGUGAUUGCUAAAAUAGUGAGUUGUAGUGAAAGUGACGAUACGGAGAACGAAGCGCGAAGUGAAUCUGGUGCUGAAAGUAUAGAGACACAUUCCGUCUAUUUCGAUAAUUUUCGAAAACUACAGACUGAGAUAGAAGACGAUUUAAGUUUUAGUAGUAAAUCAUUUAGUGAUGUUAAUGGAAAAUUCAAAUCCAACGAAUGUUUAUAA